Procambarus clarkii (red swamp crayfish) is the source of this 3130-nucleotide messenger RNA. RefSeq names its product angiotensin-converting enzyme. Gene Ontology annotation, cellular component: plasma membrane. Gene Ontology annotation, molecular function: peptidyl-dipeptidase activity; metallopeptidase activity. The record is from RefSeq and is a predicted model, not a curated record. Gene Ontology annotation, biological process: proteolysis. Lineage: Eukaryota; Metazoa; Arthropoda; Malacostraca; Decapoda; Cambaridae.
AUAUAAGUCAGGUGUGGGAUAGUCCGGCGAGUCAGUGUCUCCCACGAUGUUAGUAGUGUGGUUGUGUGUGCUAGGCUGCGUCACUGCUGACGCCCAGCAGUCUCCUCCUCUAAUAGCAACCUUGGCCCGGAACGAGUCUGAGAAGCUAGAGGAGGAUGCGAGGAACUUCCUGCAGGAGUUGGACGUGCGGGGGUCACAGGAGUGCACGGAGUCCGCCAUGGCCAGCUGGAAUUAUGCCUCCGACAUAACAGAGGAACACAGGAAACUAAAGGCGAAAGCGCAAUUGAAAUAUGCGGCAUGGCAGAAGGAGUCGUGGGAGAGCGUUCGGAAGUGGCGCGGCAAGUGGGAGACCCUGAGCGAUCCCUUCCUCAGGAGGCAGUUCAAGUUCUUGUCUAUCCUCGGCACAGCCGCCCUCCCCAAACAAGACCUCGAGAAGUACAACGACCUGGUGACGGAGAUGUCGACGUUAUACAGCACCGCUAAGAUCUGCGACUACAAGAACCCUAAAAACUGCAAUUUGGAGCUUGAACCAGACCUGACGCGUAUCCUGAGGACGAGCCGGGACUACGAGGAGCUGGAGCAUGUGUGGAAGAUGUGGCGCCUCCAGACGGGUCGCAGGAUCAAAGACCACUACAGGCUCUUCGUCAAACUGGCCAACAAGGCGGCCAAGCUCAACGGUUUUGACAAUAUGGGAGACAUGUGGCUGUAUCCAUACGAGUCGAAUACGUUCCGGAGUGACCUAGCAGAGUUAUGGAAUCAGUUGAUGCCUCUGUACCAGCAACUGCACGCCUAUGCCAGAAGGAAACUGAGGGAGAAAUACGGCGAAGAGCAUGUGAGUCGUCGUGGUCCCAUCCCAGCCCAUCUACUGGGCAAUAUGUGGGCCCAGCACUGGGGUGAAGUGUACGACCUAAUGAUCCCCUUCCCUGGCAAGGUCUCCGUUGAUAUCACCCCACAAAUGGUGGAACAGGGCUACACGCCUCGGAGGAUGUUCGAGCUGGCUGAGGACUUCUUCGUCUCCCUCAAUCUGACGAGGAUGCCGCAGGAGUUCUGGCAGCACUCCAUCAUAGAGAAGCCCCAAGGCAGGGACCUGGUGUGUCACGCCUCCGCUUGGGACUUUUGUAACGGCAAGGACUUUAGAAUUAAACAGUGUACGGAUGUGACAAUGAAUGAACUGAUAACAGUUCACCACGAAAUGGGCCACAUAGAGUACUUCCUGCAGUACAAGCACCUCCCAGAGGUGUUCCGCGACGGCGCCAACCCAGGGUUCCACGAGGCGGUGGGAGACGUCUUGGCCCUGAGCGUCGCCACACCUAAGCAUCUUCACGAGAUUGGGCUCCUGGAGGAGGUACACGACGACCCGGAAGUCGACAUCAACUUCCUCAUGAGCAUGGCACUUGAUAAGAUCACUUUCCUGCCUUUCGGAUACCUGAUGGACUUGUGGCGGUGGGAUGUGUUCAGUGGCAGGAUCUCUGAGCGGGACUGGAACUGCGCCUGGUGGGAACUUAGAUACAAGAUACAGGGAAUCAAGCCUCCAGUCCAACGUUCAGAGUACGACUUCGACCCGGGAGCAAAGUACCACAUUCCGGCCAACGUGCCGUAUGUCGGGUACUUUGUGAGCUUUGUGGUGCAGUUCCAGUUCCACAAGGCCCUGUGCAUGAAGGCGGGAGAGUACGACCCCCUCGACCCUUCCAAGCCCCUGCACAAGUGUGACAUCUACAAGUCCACUGAGGCUGGCAACGCCCUCGGGGAUAUGCUGCAGCUGGGGUCGUCGAAGAUGUGGCCCGAGGCAAUGGCAGCUCUAACAGGCACUCGCAACAUGGACGCCUCGGUCAUCAGGGAGUACUUCAAGCCUCUGGAACUGUGGCUGACACAGGACAAUGAGCGCCAUAGGGAGUCUGUUGGCUGGGAGACUGAUGAAGUGAUGUGUACAUCUGAGGCGCCCAAGGAGAAGCCUAAAGCCAAGUCGACGUCGGGUGCUGGCGGAGCUCCGGUCUCCAGGUCGCUCCUGCUCCUCGCCCUCACUCUCAUUCAUCUCUUUAAAUUAAGAUUCAAUAGGUUAUUAUAUUAGGUUUAGCACAAGACUCCCUGCUCAGAUUUCUCGUAUAGUGAUAUGGGAAAGUGGUUGUUAAUAUAUAUAUAUAUGUUUAAGCAACACCCUUGUUAUAAAACGGGUUUUGCAUUAAGUGAAUUUUUAGCGUCUUCUUUAAUAUAUAUUUUUGUGUAUUCUGUUUCAUAUAUGUAAAAAAAAAUUUUUUUACUAAAUGUCUAUAUACUCUAAAUGUAUAUACACUAAAUAUAUAUAAAAUAUAAUAUAUUCUGUAUGUUGAAAUAGUAACUUAAUAUUGUAGCUUUUUUAACAUACAGUACAAACUUUCAGUUCAAUGCCUCAGUACCUCCGAGAGAGAGAUUGCUAAUUUUAAUAUAAUAGAAACGUUGUCAUGAAAACCGUCCUCGACUUGUUUUGUGAUGAUUCUAGUGAUCACUUGGGGAAGGGUCCCGGCAUGCACUGCGGCAACUGCCAGGUGAGGCGCCAGAGAAGUGAACAUUCCGACUUGACUCCUGUCAACGUAAAGUGUUCACGAUGAACAAAAAGUACAACAGGGAACCUGAAUUAGAACCUUGAACGAAGUUUACUUUUGUUAAUGCAAAUGCAAAAUAUUUUCAAAUGGCUUGUUUUAUUUCUCCAAUGGACUCGUGCAUAUUAUAAGUCAUUUGACACGAGAAUAAAGUUGACAGGAAUGUGGGAAAAUUUUACCCACUAUAUCUAUCUAAGAAAUGUAUUACUUCUAUAUCAUGCCUAUAUUUUACAUCGGAAUCAUAUCUCUACUAUAUCCUACCUCCAGAAUCACACAAGAUUCAUUAUCUUGUACAUCAACUAGAUCCUAGAUAACCACUUAGUGACGUAAUCGUUACAUAGGAUACAUGUAAUCGUAAAGGAUCUAGAAGCUCCAAGAAUGAGCUGAUAAUCGAAAUACUGUUGAAACUAAAUUAUAACUUCCUGUGGCGUAUUUCCAAAUCCAUAAUAAAAGAUCAAUUGUACAGUUUGUACUACCUAUAAGCACAAAAUUCUGUCUAUUUAUCUUAUAAUUCAACUUCACAAUAAUGUCUAAACAAUAAAAAAUAGUCAAUC